AUGAAGAAGAUACUGCUACUCUGCUUCAUCCACGGCUUCAAGGGGGGUGAUGACACCUUUGGUCGACCGAGCGACGGCUUCACCGAGCAGCUACGCCAGCUGGUGGCCGCGCAGCUGCCCAAGAUCGACGUCCGCGUCGUCAUUUACCCAAAGUAUGACACGCGCGGAGACCUGGCCGAAUGCGUCGCCCGCUUCCGCGACUGGCUGCUGGAAAAGGUUAUCGACAUCGAGGUCGACGCCGGCACGCCCUCGCCCACCGUUGACCCCUCAGUCCGCACCGUGCUGAUCGGCCACAGCAUGGGCGGUAUCGUCGCCGCCGAGACCAUCAUGGCCCUGACCAGCGAGAAGCCCAUCCCGGCGCCCGGAAGCUCGGAAGACCAGGCCUUUGAUGCCGACGCCGCCGCCGCUGCCGCCGCAAAGAGGCCCACAUCGCCGUCGCUCACCUCGCUCAUGUUUCCGUACAUCCAGGGCUUGCUGGCGUUCGACACGCCCUUCCUCGGCAUAUCGCCGGGGGUUGUCGCGCACGGCGCAGAAGAUCACUACAACCAGGCAUCUUCCGUGCUGGGCCAGCUGAGCGGUCUGUCGGGUGCACUCUGGGGAGGCGGUGCGGCCGCCGCAGCGAGUGACAAGGCGCGCACUGCAGACGGCAAGAGGCAGGCGGAGGCACUGCCGAUGGCUGCACCUCCCGCGACGGCCUCGCAGGACAAGAACCAAAAGGGGAACGACGGUGGCGCAUGGGGCCGGUGGGGCAAGAUGGCCAUGAUUGCAGGCGCGGGGGCGGCCAUCGCCGCCGGAGGGGCUGCUGCUUACAUGAAACGCGAGCAGAUCAGUGAAGGCUGGUCCUGGGCGUCGUCGCAUCUUGCCUUUGUGGGAUGUCUGGCACGGGGUGAGGAGCUACGACGACGCGUGGCGUACUUGUCCCGGGCCAAGAGCGAGCUGGGUAUCGGUUUCGCCAAUUUGUACACUCGCCUCGGGAAAGCCGCUGCACCAAAGCAAGUGUCCAUGGUUGGUACAGUGCUCGGAAACCAGAGGACGUUCUGCAAUUUGCCCUCAAAAUCGGCGGCGAACGCAGGCGAAUGGCGGGAGGCCAUCAACGAUAUGGCAACCGAUGAAACAUUGGCUCACAUGUCAAUGUUCGAGAAGCCUCAGAACCCAGGAUUUGAAAAGCUCAAGACAGAUGCAGCCGAGCUCAUUACUUCUUGGGCAAAGAACGAUUGGUACGAGUCUAGCGCAGAGGAACCGGCCAAGAUAGAAUUAUUAUAG
Molecule: messenger RNA, 1263 nt
Organism: Pyricularia grisea
Lineage: Eukaryota; Fungi; Ascomycota; Sordariomycetes; Magnaporthales; Pyriculariaceae
Exons: 2
Coding region: 1-1263 (420 amino acids)
Source: RefSeq, a predicted model, not a curated record